AUGGAGGAGGCUAACGAGGCGACGUGGGAGUUCCUGCAGCCUUGGGUCGAUGCUUUUCGAAGCAGGGUCACUCUCAAUGGACCAAAAGCCGCCACCGCCUACGUACUGGGCAGUCUGGAUUACUGGACCUUUUCUCAAGACGGUUUCCCCGUUGCCAUAGACACUUUCGCGCUCUACCUGAGUUUCCCCGCCGACGAAGCAACCCGCACACGAGACCGACAGUUGCUGCAAACGGUGCGCGAGGCUCUGGAGCUUUUCACUAUUAUCGCUGCCGCCGAUAACCCGGCGAUUGUCCAAGUUUUGGCCGAAUUUGUGAGCAAAGUCAAGAUCGUAGUUGAUGACGAGCGUGGAAAUAAGCCCCACCUGGUCCUCCCAGACUGGAAGUGCUGGCUAGAUGGCCGCCUGUCAGAAUCGGAUCCACUUGCAAGACAACCGUCGAUAACGUGGGGGGAUCUCUAUGGUUGCCCGGAGGACCCAGAGACGAAUUCGUUGGAGUUUCGUGCUGCCAAGGAGAAUAGUCGCGACUGGAGGAGAGAUAAGGCGCGAACUGGGCUUUAUACAGCCGACUGUGCAGUGGAGAGUCAUUCACGAGGCUCUGGGGAGGCAGAAAAGGAAAAGAAAAGCUUCUACCGCGAUAACAGAGGGUUAUGUUACGAGAGCUUUUUGGUGUCGACGUACCCACGGUUGUUCUCAUGA
Molecule: messenger RNA, 696 nt
Organism: Phytophthora sojae
Lineage: Eukaryota; Oomycota; Peronosporomycetes; Peronosporales; Peronosporaceae
Exons: 1
Coding region: 1-696 (231 amino acids)
Source: RefSeq, a predicted model, not a curated record